Messenger RNA from Penicillium lagena, 1233 nucleotides. RefSeq names its product aldose epimerase family protein. Lineage: Eukaryota; Fungi; Ascomycota; Eurotiomycetes; Eurotiales; Aspergillaceae. The coding region runs from base 1 to 1233 and encodes 410 amino acids. Gene Ontology annotation, molecular function: carbohydrate binding; aldose 1-epimerase activity. The record is from RefSeq and is a predicted model, not a curated record. Gene Ontology annotation, biological process: beta-D-galactose catabolic process via UDP-galactose, Leloir pathway; glucose metabolic process. The transcript has a single exon.
AUGCAUCUCAAACCUUACAUCACGGCUGCCCUCACCGGGCUGCCUCUCCUGACGCAGGCUGCCCCCGCGUCGUCGUCGUCCGACAGCUCGGAGGAUGGCCACUUCACGAGCUACACCAUCUCCGCAGAAGGCAUUACCGUCAAGGCAAUUCCCUACGGGGCGCGUCUGACCUCCGUGCUGGUCAAUGACCGCCACGGCCAUGUCCAGGAUGUCCUCACGGGCUAUGAUGAUCCCAUUGAGUACCUGCAUGACACAGAGACCAACCACACCUACUUUGGCGCAACGGUGGGUCGCUAUGCCAACCGCAUCAAGAACGGCACGUUCACGAUCGACGGCAACACCUACCACAUCCCCGAGAAUGAGCACGACGGCGAGGACACCCUCCACGGUGGCUUCGUGGGCUACGACGCGCGCAAUUGGACGGUUGGGCCGCACACGGACUCCUCUAUCACUUUCUCUCUGCUUGAUGAGGGCUUCCAGAACUUCCCAGGGGAUGUCAUUACGACUGUUACUUUCACUGUCGGCAACGAGGUCACUGCAGAGAAUCCCAAGGGUCUGCCGCAGCUGACAUCGAGAAUUGUUUCCGAGGCUUUGACCAAGAAGACUCCGAUCAUGCUCGCCAACCAUCUCUAUUGGAAUCUGAAUGCCUUCAAGAACAAAAAUGUCCUGAAGGACACCACUAUCCAAAUGCCUCUGUCCACACGGUACAUCGGUGGAGACGGCAUCGAGGUCCCCACUGGCGAGAUCUAUGAAGUCAGCAACACCUACGGCGGUGCAUUGGACUUCACCAAGCCCAAGUUGAUUGGCAAGGACAUUGAGAAGACUGAAAAUCUGUGCGGUACUGGCUGCACUGGCUACGACACCUGCUGGAUCACCGACCGCGACCCCGGAUACUCCGCCCCGGACUCGAUGGUCAGCUCCAUCACCUUGGCUUCCGAUACCACCGGAAUCAGCCUCGACGUCAUCACCAACCAGGCUGCGCUGCAGAUCUACACCUGCAACAACCAGAACGGCUCCAUCAAGACCAAGAAGUCGCAGCAGGAACGCAACCAGAAGCAGGACGGCAGCCCCGGCGCCGAGUACGUGGAGCAGUACGGCUGCGUCGUUAUCGAGACCGAGGACUGGAUCGAUGCCAUCAACCAGCCACAGUGGGGCCGCGACGCCUACCAGAUUGUUGGCCCGGCCGAUCCGCCUGUUGUGAACUGGGCUGUCUACCAGUUCAGCAAUUUCUAG